Sorex fumeus (smoky shrew) is the source of this 2715-nucleotide messenger RNA. It is a transcript of the gene INSC, whose product is annotated as INSC spindle orientation adaptor protein. Gene Ontology annotation, cellular component: apical cortex. NCBI's taxonomy places the organism in Eukaryota, Metazoa, Chordata, Mammalia, Eulipotyphla, Soricidae. Bases 254 to 1852 code for a protein of 532 amino acids. The record is from RefSeq and is a predicted model, not a curated record. The transcript is spliced from 13 exons. Gene Ontology annotation, molecular function: protein binding; cytoskeletal adaptor activity. Gene Ontology annotation, biological process: regulation of asymmetric cell division; asymmetric cell division; establishment of mitotic spindle orientation.
GGUCCCAGACAGGUCUUCCAGAUUCACCACUCAUCCUUCCCUCUCUCUCUGCUUUGGUUUUCUGGCCCUUACUUUUGGGAUAAUGACUCCCCCUCUAACAGAGGUGAGGAGGCAUCGACCUACUGAAGAUACUCGGGAAUCUAGGGGCAAGUGGUAGUCCUUAGGAAGGCCAGAAGACUCCUGAGAGACAGAGAAAAGGGCAGCCACGAGCCCAGACCGCUGUGGGCAGGCUUUGCUGCAGAUUGGGAUCAAUAUGAUGGCACUACCUGGGGGACGCCACCUGGACUCCAUCCCCUUGCCGGGUCAGCGGCUGCACCUGAUGCAGGUGGAUUCUGUGCAGCGCUGGAUGGAGGAUCUGAAGCUCAUGACCGAGUGCGAGUGCAUGUGUGUCCUGCAGGCGAAGCCCAUCAGUCUGGAGGAAGAUUCACACGGUGACCUCAUCUUGGCGGGUGGUCCCGGUCCUGGGGACCCCCUGCAACUGCUGCUCAAGCGGGGUUGGGUCAUCAGCACCGAGCUGCGCAGGAUCGGGCAGAAGCUGGCACAGGAGCGCUGGGCGCGUGUGCACAGCAUGAGCGUGCGACUCACUUGCCACGCGCGCUCCAUGGUCAGCGAGUACAGCUCCGGCAGCAGGAGCGCCUCACAGGAGAUGGGCCAGAUUGAAAAGCUGUUAAUGGAGAAAUGUUCGGAACUCUCAGCGGUCACCGAGAGGUGUCUACAGGUGGAGAAUGAACACGUGCUGAAGUCAAUGAAGGCCUGUGUGAGUGAGACCCUGAGCACCCUGGGCCAGCACUUUGGUCAACUGCUAGAGCUGGCACUGACCCGGGAGGUGCAGGCACUGGUGAGGAAGAUCGAUGCCUCAGACAACAUCUACACCAUGGAAUCCACCACAGGGAACCUGUUUAGCCUGACCCAGGAGGGAGCUCCUCUGUGCCGCAUCAUUGCCAAGGAGGGUGGGGUCGUGGCCCUUUUCAAGGUGUGCCGGCAGGACAGUUUCCGGUGCUUGUAUCCCCAGGUACUCCGCACGCUGGCCUCCAUCUGCUGUGUGGAAGAGGGUGUCCACCAGUUGGAGAAGGUGGAUGGGGUUCUGUGUUUGGCAGACAUCUUGACCGACAACAGCCACUCAGAGGCCACCCGGGCUGAGGCUGCGGCUGUGGUGGCUCAGGUCACAUCCCCCCACCUGUCCUUCACCCAGCACCUCAGCAGCUUCCUGGAGAGCAUGGAGGAGAUCGUGACGGCUCUCAUCAAACUGUGCCAAGAGGCGUCCUCUGGAGAAGUCUUCCUGUUGGCCUCUGUGGCCCUUGCCAAUAUCACCUUCUUUGACACAAUGGCCUGUGAAAUGCUCCUGCAGUUGAAUGCUAUCCGUGUCCUUCUGGAAGCCUGCAGUGACAAGCAGAGAGUGGAUACACCUUAUACACGUGACCAGAUUGUGACCAUAUUGGCAAACAUGUCUGUCCUGGAACAGUGUGCCUCUGACAUGAUUCAGGAGAAUGGGGUGCAGCUUAUUUUGGGUAUGCUGUCCGAGAAGCCAAGGUCUGGAACCCCUGCAGAAGUGGCAGCCUGUGAGCGAGUCCAGCAGAAGGCUGCAGUGACUUUGGCACGACUCAGCAGAGACCCAGAAGUGGCUCGUGAGGCUGUUCGGCUGAGCUGUAUGUCCCGGCUCAUUGAGCUCUGUCGGUCACCCUCGGAGAGGAACAGCAGUGAUGCAGUACUGGUAGCCUGCCUGGCUGCUCUAAGGAGGCUGGCUGGGGUGUGCCCUGAAGGCCUCCAGGACUCCGAUUUCCAGCAACUGGUCCAGCCUCGACUUGUGGACUCUUUCUUACUCUGCAGCAACAUGGAGGAGAGUUUUGUGUAGCAAGUGUGGGAAAGGAAAGGCCUCCAGCUCAGUUCUCCUGUACCCUCUGAGUACAAACCUGUGAACACACCUGAGCAUUCACUUCCCCUUGCCUCUUAUUUAUACUUAAUUUAUUUUUUACAUGAAAUGGAGAGCAGAUUAGAUAUUUUUGCUGUAUAAUCAGGCAUUCUUGCUCUUGUGGGUCUUUUUUUACUUCUUCUUUUUGACUUCUGUAACUUCUCAGUUACAGAUGUUGAAAUACAUAAUAACUAAUAUGACAGAUUGUCAUGGGUGCUUUCCCUUCCUCUUGCUUCAUCUACUCUUACUAUGCAAUGUGCUUUAUUAUUUUUUACUUUGGAGCCAGGGCAUUUUAAUUGCUCAGCAAUUUUUUAAAAUGUUGGGUUUGCUCUUUCUAAAAACUUUUAAAUAAAUUUCAUAGUUGGAAAGAACAUUUUAUUCUUUAAUAAAUGCAAUAAUGAAAAACAUGUUUUAGAUUUUUCUGAUUAAAUUCUGUUUUUAGAAUAGCAUCUUUCUUUCCAAGGUUUCUUGCCACAAAACUCCUUUCAGCUACUAAAAUCACAUAGAUAGAUACAUUGUUUUUAUAGGUGCAUAAAGAGGUCAAGUUCUGAUGAUUAAGUGAAAAUUGACAAUGCAUUUAAGGAAUAUAUUUAAAGUCUCCAGAAGCAGUUUCUAUUAGAAUUUUCUGCUCAUGUAUAACCUGAUGAAAUAAUUCUUCAGAUGAGAUUAUAGUGACUAUCUCUCCAACAGUAGAUUGAAAGUAGUUGUAUACAGCAGUUGAUUUAUGCCAACUGACAAGGGACAACUAGGAGAAUUUCUUCUCAAAUAUACAUUCAGUAACCUCUUCUAGGUAGAAUAAAAUUGUA